AUGGAAGCUCGAGAUCCCCUUCUACAUCCUUCCGUCUCGUACGGAGCUACUUCCCAAAAGGGCUCCCUGGAAGCAGCCAUGAUAGCCCGGUCGCUGGCGCCGUUGAUCCUCACGUUUCUUCUCCAGUUUUUGCUACAAACAACCACCAUAUUCGUUUCGGGCCGCCUAGGGUCUACUGAACUCGCCGUUGCUUCCCUCGCCCUAUGCUCCUUCAACAUCACCGCGGUGGCGUUCUACCAGGGCAUGAGCACCUCGUUGGACAGUUUUUGUUCUCAGGCUUUUGGAGCAGGAAGACCACACAUGGUGGGGGUUUACUUCCAGCGCUGCUCCGUGAUGAUGCUAGCGGUGACGGUGUUUCCGCUUCUCCCGCUUUGGUGGUUUUCGGGUCUGAUUUUGAAACGCCUCGUGCCGUCAGAGGACCUUGCGCUUCAGUGCCAGACGUUCCUCAGAAUCAUGAUAGUAGACGCCCCGGGACUCUUGUUUUUCGAAACAGCAAAGCGUUUCUUCCAGGCACAGCAUAUUUUCAACGCAGGCACCUACGCCUUGGCGGUUUCCGUUCCUCUUCACGGAGUGCUCAACUGGUUUCUUGUUCUCCAUCCUACCACAGGCCUCGGGCUCGUGGGCCUCCCAAUUGCAUUGUCCAUUUCCUUCUGGAUCAACCCAAUCGUUUUGCUUUUGUAUGCGGUGUUUGUGGACGGCACCAGGUGCUGGGGAGGCAUCGACUGGAGAAAGGCCACCGUCAACUGGAAACCCAUGCUCCGCUUGGCUGUUCCAGGCGUGGUGAUGGUGGAAGCGGAAUACUUGGCUUUUGAGGUGAUGACGAUUUUGGCCGCCUCUUUCGGCACCACCGCCUUGGCGGCUCAGUCUAUCGGUUCCAAUGUCGGUGGUAUCGCUUUCCAGAUUCCCUUUGCAGUUUCUGUGGCUGUCACAACCCGAGUAGGGCACUUUAUUGGCCUUCAGGAUAUAAAAGCAGCACAGUCGGUGACCAGGAGUUCCAUCUGCGUUGGCGUUGGCAUGGGCGUUCUCAACUUCGUGGUGCUCUUCUUCGGAAGAACGCCCAUCUCCAGUUUGUACUCAGACGACUCGAAAGUUGUCCACACCGCAAGCAAGGUUCUAGCUCUAGCAGCGAUCAACCAGAUUGCCGACUGCACCAACAUCAUCGCUGCUGGCGUGUUGAGGGGCCAAGGAAGACAGAAGAUUGGGUCGUACCUCAACCUCGCUUCAUACUACUUGAUAGCGCUUCCGUCAGCUUACUUUUUUGCAUUCAAGCUCGAUACAGAGGUCUACGGGCUCUGGUUUGGGCUCAUCUGUGGUGUCACCGUGCUUGCAUUGGGAGAGGUGUUCUGUGUGGUUAGAAGUCGGUGGGAACAUAUUGUGGAUGAGUGCAGCAAAAACCACGAUACGUGA
Molecule: messenger RNA, 1407 nt
Organism: Candidozyma duobushaemuli
Lineage: Eukaryota; Fungi; Ascomycota; Pichiomycetes; Serinales; Metschnikowiaceae
Exons: 1
Coding region: 1-1407 (468 amino acids)
Biological process (GO): xenobiotic detoxification by transmembrane export across the plasma membrane
Cellular component (GO): membrane
Molecular function (GO): antiporter activity; xenobiotic transmembrane transporter activity
Source: RefSeq, a predicted model, not a curated record